This is a messenger RNA of Vicia villosa (hairy vetch), 459 nucleotides long. RefSeq names its product transcription factor MYB59-like. Lineage: Eukaryota; Viridiplantae; Streptophyta; Magnoliopsida; Fabales; Fabaceae. Gene Ontology annotation, cellular component: nucleus. Gene Ontology annotation, biological process: regulation of DNA-templated transcription. The transcript is spliced from 5 exons. The record is from RefSeq and is a predicted model, not a curated record. Gene Ontology annotation, molecular function: DNA-binding transcription factor activity; sequence-specific DNA binding. Bases 1 to 459 code for a protein of 152 amino acids.
AUGCAUGGAGAAAAUUUACAUAAGGGAACUUGGCUUCAAGAGGAAGAUGAACAAUUGAUUAGCUUUGUGACUCGUCUUGGGGAACGAAGGUGGGAUUCCCUUGCCAAAGUAGCUGGGCUAAGGAGAAGUGGUAAAAGCUGUCGGUUAAGGUGGUUGAACUAUCUUCGUCCAAAUCUCAAGCAUGGCCCGUUUAGUGUUGAAGAAGAGAAGCUUAUUGUUCAACUUCAGCUUCAAUGGGGCAACAAGUGGUCCAAGAUCGCGCGCAGGCUUCCAGGAAGAACAGACAAUGAAAUCAAGAACUAUUGGAGAACUCAUUUGCAGAAAGGAGUACAAGUUCAACAAAAAGAGGGAAACUUGUCUCCUUCCUUUAAUUCAUCAUCUUCUUCUUCCUCGUCUCUGACAUCAACUUCUUCUUGCUCGUUGACUGGUGGGUCUAUAACUUGUGACUGGACAAUCUGA